CACACCGUCAUUGACCCCCCUCCGUCUCUGACAGACAACUGACCGCCGUCCCCGUCACUGUCACUGUCACCCAGCAGCGCCCCGCACGCCCCCCUCGGCCCAACUCAAAAUGUCGCAGCUCACAGAAAGCGUCACCGCGUGCUUCCCCGGCAGCGCCGGCGGUGCGUCGUCCUCGCUGCCGCAGUACGCCAGCGAUGCGCAGGCGACCCGCCCCAGCUCGCGGCCCCAGAACCGCCAGUUCACCUGGGUCAGGCUCAUCCGGAGCUACUGGUACGACUGGCUCCUGAUCCUUGGCCUCUGGCUCUUCCUCGCCGUGCUCCACCGCUCGCCGGGCCACAAGCGCGAGUUCUCGCUCACCGACGUGUCGAUCCAGCACACGUUUGCCGAGCAUGAGCGCGUGCCCAGCUUCCUCCUCGCCGUCAUCUCGGCCGGCAUCCCUGCCACGCUCCUCUUCCUCAUCUCGACCCUCAUCGCCCGCAACGCAUGGGACGUGCACAACGCGCUCGUGGGCCUCGGCGUGUCCUGGACCAUGUCCGGCGUCGUGACUCAGAUCAUCAAGAUGAUGGUCGGCCGUCCCCGCCCCGACUUGAUCGCCCGCUGCCUCCCCAAGGCGGGCUCGGUCGACGCUUCGCCCUUCGGUCUGUCCACCGUCGAGAUCUGCACCCAGACCAACCUGUUCAAGCUCAACGACGGCUUCAAGUCCUUCCCUAGCGGUCACUCGUCUCUCUCGUUUGCCGGCCUCGGUUUCCUGACCUUCUACCUCGCCGGCAAGCUUCACCUCUGGGACGAGUACGGCCACCGCAACCGCGCGUGGUUCGCCCUCUCGCCCCUCCUCCUCGGCGCCACGGUCGCCAUCAGCCGCACGAUGGACAACCGCCACCACUGGCAGGAUGUGCUCGUCGGCUCGGCGCUCGGCCUGGCCAUCUCGCACGUCGCCUACAGGACCUACUACCCCAACCUCAAGCACGUUGCGAGCCACCUGCCCCUCCUCCCCCGCCCGGGAAGGAACGAGCCCGACGAGUCGUACGACACCGACCUCGCUACCAGCCCCCGCGUCCGCCUUCUCCCCGAGGAUGCUGGCGUGCCCCGUGCCAGCGAGGAGCAGGACGCUUGGCGCCAGUAGACGCCGGCUAGCCAGCCCAUGGCCGUGCCGAAUUGCGCGGCCACCAAAACGGACAAAAACGACCAUGUCCUUGUUGGGCAUCUUGCAGCCUGAUACUAUGUAGGCGUGGUCUCGUAUGCACAAUCACACG
Messenger RNA from Vanrija pseudolonga, 1253 nucleotides. RefSeq names its product Phospholipid phosphatase 5 (gene Plpp5). NCBI's taxonomy places the organism in Eukaryota, Fungi, Basidiomycota, Tremellomycetes, Trichosporonales, Trichosporonaceae. Gene Ontology annotation, molecular function: phosphatidate phosphatase activity. Gene Ontology annotation, biological process: phospholipid metabolic process. The coding region runs from base 110 to 1123 and encodes 337 amino acids. The transcript is spliced from 9 exons. The record is from RefSeq and is a predicted model, not a curated record.